Messenger RNA from Anopheles coustani, 1226 nucleotides. It is a transcript of the gene vg, whose product is annotated as protein vestigial. Gene Ontology annotation, biological process: regulation of transcription by RNA polymerase II. Bases 1 to 1107 code for a protein of 368 amino acids. The transcript is spliced from 9 exons. The record is from RefSeq and is a predicted model, not a curated record. Gene Ontology annotation, cellular component: nucleus. NCBI's taxonomy places the organism in Eukaryota, Metazoa, Arthropoda, Insecta, Diptera, Culicidae.
AUGGCAGUGUCCUGCCCGGAAGUUAUGUACGGUGCAUACUAUCCUUAUUUGUACGGCCGUGCCGGACCGAGUCGACCGUUUUAUCAGUAUGAAAGGUUUAACCAGGAUCUCUACUCCACGACCGGCGUGCCGCUGGCCGCCUCAUCUAGCACCUCGGCCAGCUCGCACUCGCCAUGCAGCCCGCUGCUGCCACCCUCGCUCCCCACGAACAUGGCGGUCGCGGCCGCUGCGGCCCACUCCGCCUCCACCCAUACGGCCGCGGCGACGAUCAGCUCCCUCAGCCAGACCGCCAUCCCGACCAUCCCGACCAUCCCGCUAGGUGCCCUCCAGAGGCACAUCACCAAAGAGGAAGACAUCAGCACGGCCCGAAGCGACACCGAAGGGACCAUUUCCGGCGCCCACAAUGACAGCUCGUGCUCUUCCGGGCCCGACUCGCCCCACAAUCUCAACCAGCAGCACCUGCAAGCCCAUGGGCUGGCGGUGGCGGCGGCGGCAGCGGCAGCGGCGGCGGCGGUCGCAGGGACGUCCUCCGGUGCUGGGAGUGGCGAGGCGGCCGGCGGAAGUGGGAUGCUGACGGCGGGGAAUGGGCGGGCGCAGUACCUGUCGGCGACGUGCGUCGUCUUUACGAACUACUCCGGCGACGCGGCCAGCUCGGUGGACGAGCACUUUUCUAGGGCGUUAAAUUUUAGCGAUAAAAACAAUAAAGGAACCCUAUCGAUGGCCAGUAGAAACUUUCCUCCCUCGUUUUGGAACAGUAAUUACGUUCCACCGGCCCCCGCACCCGCGCACCAUCAGGUUCCCGACCUCUACACCACCGACACCGGGUACUCGGCGGAUCCGUGGCACGCGGCACACUACGGUUCGUACGCACACGCGGCCCACGCACACGCCGCCCACGCCCACGCGUACCACCACAAUAUGGCCCAAUAUGGCAGCUUACUGAGGUUACCCCAACAGUACGGACACACGUCACACAGGUUACACCACGACCAACAGACGGCACAUGCGGCGGCGUUAGAAAGUGCCGCCGCGUACACGAGCUAUCCAACGAUGGCAGGCCUAGAAGCGCAGGUACAAGACUCGUCAAAGGAUCUGUACUGGUUCUAGAUCGCCAAAGUGCAUACUUGUAAGCAACAAAAGUAACAGUGUUGUCGUCAAAUGGUGGAGCUUAUGAAGCGUUAGUUUUGCGAACCAGUGAAUAAAGAUUAAAAAAAAACAAGACAUAA